AUGUCAUCGGGUAGUAUUCCUAGUGCAAAUCGUAGUCGUCGACCAUCAUGGUCUGAUGCUAAAAAAGUUUGGGAUGCCGGUGAUGAAGAAGAUACUUAUUCGGAUUCACAUACACAGAUAUUAAAAAAAUUAGACACUUAUUAUCGUAAAGUAAAACGUCAAAUUCUUGCAUUUCAAAGUUUAACAACUGGUCUUUUUCCUAAUCAUCUUGAACCAGAUAAAAAAGUUGGACAUGUUGUUGAGAAUGUUUUUUGUGCUAUUGCUGUAUGGUCAUUACGACAAUGUUAUUGUAAAAUUGACAAUGAUCAAGGACGAGCACAUGAAUUAGGACAAGCAGCUGUGAAAUGCAUGCGUGGUAUUCUUAAUUGUUGGAUGAGACAAGCAAAAAAAGUUGAAGUAUUUAAAAGUGAACAAUCACCAAAAGAUGCAUUACAUUCACGCUUUAAUGUUUUUGAUGGUAGUGAAGUUGAAGGCGCAGAUGAAGUUGGUCAGUUACAAAUAUGUGCUAUAUCAAUUUUUUUGAUAACACUUGUACAAAUGAUUACAUCGAAUCUUCAGAUUAUUUUUUCUAUGGAUGAAGUAAAUUUUGUUCAACAACUUGUUUUUGCUAUUGAACGUGCUUAUCGUACACCAGAUUAUGGAAUAUGGGCAAGAGGAAGUAAAUAUAAUACGAAUUCGUGUGAACUUCAUGCAAGUUCAAUUGGUAUGGCAAAAGCUGCACUUGAAGCCAUGAAUGGUUUUAAUCUAUAUGGUGAUAAGGGAGCGAAUUGGUCGGUAGUUUAUGUUGAUGUGGAUGCACAUAAUCGAAAUAGAACUACAUUUGAUAUGCUUCUACCUCGAGAAUCAGCAUCCAAAAAUUCUGAUGCUGCUUUAUUAUUAACAGUUAGCUGGCCAACAUUUGCUAUUCAUGAUUCAACACUUGUACAGAAUACAAUUCGAAAAUGUAUUAGAAAAUUGCGAGGAACACAUGGCUUUAAAAGGUUUUUACGUGAUGGUCAAUAUACAGAUUUAGAAUCGAAAGAUCAACGAUUUUAUGACCCAACAGAAAUGAAGAAAUUCGAUAAAAACGAAUGUGAAUGGCCAGUGUUCUUUGCAUUAAUGAUUAUUGAUGGUAUUUUUAAAAAUAAUCAAGCACAAGUUGAUGAAUAUUUAGCUGUAUUAAAUCCUCUGUUACGACGAACAACUGAAGUACCUGGUCGUACGAGUUCGUUUGCUGCUAUUUAUUCUGAAACCAAUUCACCAAGGUCACGUUCCAGUACUAAAGGACAACAAGAUUUAUACUCAUCACAAGACACUAGUAUGAUCAUAUAUUUUAUCAGUUAUAUAAUGGUGCUUGAAAAUUUUUCUCCAUUAGCUAACAUCAGAAAUUUAUCAUCCUCUCGUCCUUUAACUCCAUCAUUAACUAAAGGUAGCACUGUUCGUCGCGAAAUGAUGGUACAUUAUUAUUAUGUUGAUCAUUCAAAACAACAAAGUAGUGCUCAAAGUGAGAGUAGUGAUCGUGGCACUAAUCACCAAUUACCAUUUGCAUGCAGUUCUGAAAUUCUUCAUGGAAAUUUCUUUCUUUUUGGUCAAGCUAUUUGGAUUAUUUGUCAGUUACUUGUUGAUAAAGUUCUAACAAUUAGUGAUCUUGAUCCUAUUCGACGAUAUUUAUCACCUAGUGAGCGGCCAAAACCAAAUUCAAGAUAUUCAUCUAUACAAGAUUCAUUACGCUAUCAAUAUACUCCAAAUAUACCAAAACGAAUAUCAAAUGCAUCAUUUGAUGCAAUUGAAGGAAAAAAACAACAACGUGUAGUUGUUCCAGCGAAUGUUACGUUCUCCGAUUUAAUUAUUCAAGUUGUUGCCAUAUCAGAAACUGUUCGUUUACAACAAGUAUUAGCAACAUAUGGUAUUCAAACACAAACACCAAAACAAGUUGAACCACUUUUAAUUUGGCCACCAGCAGAAUUAGUUAAAGCAUAUGCAAAUUUAGGUGUAAAUAAAAAACUUGGUUUUAGUGGACGUCCAGAUCGACCUAUUGGUGUAUUGGGUACAUGUAAAGUCUAUAGAAUUUGUUCAAAAACUGUUUUAUGUUAUCCAUUAACAUUUGAAACGAAUGAUUUUUAUAUGUCAAGUGACAUGGCUUUAUUAUUAGAUAAUAUUCGAACUGAUUUUGAAUUUAUAACUAAAUGUUGGCGUCUCAAAGGUCGUCCAAUAUAUCUGGUAAUGUUACGUGAACGCCAUCUUCGAGGUCCACAAAAAUCAGAUCUUCUUGAAUUAUUAACACAAAUUCGUCAAGGCAAAAUUUCAUCAAAUAUAUAUGUUCGACUAGAACGUCUACAGACUGCAAUAUCAAGUGCUUGCGUCGAACAUUUAGACUUUUUAAAUUAUUCAUUAUGUACAACUUUGGAAUGGCAAUCAGUUGCUGUUCAUGAACAUAAAAAUACAACUGAAGUCGGUCGUUAUAAAUCACUAACAGAUGUAUCAAAAAUGCCUAUUGUGGUUGAAGAUAUUGAUUAUAACAAUCAUGAAUUUAAAAAUCGACAUGACGAAGAAUUACGUGAAUUUAUUGGUAAUACAGAUACAUCAUUAGGUUCAUUAAGAAAACAUGCACUAGCUACAUAUGAAUUAUAUAAACGUGGUGGUCUUGAUUGGAUGAUUCGAGACAAUUAUCGUGUUAGAAAUCAUCUCGAACAUUUAAUAAAAGAAGCAGCAACAUGGCAACAUUGGGCUGUUAUUCGUUUUGUAUCUAGUCUUUUACAUAAAAUCGUUGAUAGUUUAGCUCCAUCAGUAACACAAUUACUUGUACGAGGAAAAACAGUUACUCUUGGAAUUUUUGGUCAUGAAGAAGCAGUUAUUGAUAGACCUAUGCGUCCUAAUGAAAUAUUCAAGAUACUUUACAGUGAGAAUAUAUUUGGUCAUAGUAUAUUUCAUGCUGUUUUAUUACAAGAAAUACUUAUUGAUGUUGCACUUUUCAUGUCUACAUUUCCGCAACUGUUUAAUGGUAUCCUCAAAUUACGACUCGGAUGGGUUCUUCAAGCAAUGAAACUCAGUUUAGAACAUUUGAAAGGUGAUGUUGAAGAUGUUGUGACAUUAAAUACAUUAUCACCAAAUGAAAUUAAACAAUUACUUUAUUUUGUUUUAACAACUGAUUUACAACAAGCACCAAUACAAGCUGCUGAUAUUGACCAAAGUUCAUCUUUUCAAAAACGUCAAAUGGAUGGAGCAUUAUGCCGUGUUCCAUCUGAUUUUUUUGAACAUGUUUGGUCAAUACUUGAACGAACACCUGGUGGAAUAAAAUUAUGUGGUGUUUUUCUUCCACAACAACCAACAUUAUCUGAUAUGACUGAUUAUGAAUUAAAUUUUUCAUUAAAAAUUGAAGAAAUGCUUAGUCGAAUAUCUGAUCCAGCUUAUCGAUGUCUUGUUGUCGAAAUGUUUGAAUUAAUAAAUGUUUUAUUGAAACGUAAUGCUGAAUUACGUUUUACUCAAACACUUGACGCAGAUUAUUUAAUACAUGAAGCUGUUAAUUUAUAUCAACAACAAACAAAUUCAACAGAUUCAUUGAAAGAUUUCUAUAAUCUACCAAUGCAACUUGUUGGUGGCUCAACAGGUUAUAUGGUUCGAGUUAUUAUCAACUAUUUAUUUAAUGCAAAUAUACAAAAAGUUGAUAAUAUUGAUUUAAAUUCGGGUACAAAUGCCGAUAUAUGCAAAAUAUCCUGA
Molecule: messenger RNA, 3696 nt
Organism: Rotaria sp. Silwood2
Lineage: Eukaryota; Metazoa; Rotifera; Eurotatoria; Philodinida; Philodinidae
Source: the annotation of a GenBank genome assembly